GUCAGAUUUGUCAGUUUAAAAAAUAUUUACAAUCGAGUGGCAGUGUUUACGGGCGAGCAUCAAACUGAUAACAAUGAAAACGGGGUUUUUUCAAUAAAAGGUGGAGUCAUUUCCCUGCGAAUGAAUAAGUUUAAUGACUGCGGAUAGGGUUAAAAGCAAAAUAUUUAUCAAUUAUAGCAUGCGCACUUCUACGUCCAACACAAAGGUUCUUGUGCAUUCUGUUGGACUUGUCAGUGAAUAGUCAGCUGUAAUUUCGGAAAUAUGGCAUAGGGACGUUUAUUUGGGUGUGUUUUUGUAGUGUUGUGGUUAAUUUUUGUGCGGAACAAUGUUUAGUGGUUGUGUAUUUCUUGUUCUUCUAUUUCUGGCUUUACAUCCAAUUGAAAGUGCAAACCGGUUAAACGAAUACAUCAGCCACUACGAGCCGCUCACCUACGACACCCAAGAUGUACAUAAAGCCCAUGUGCGCUGCCGGCGAUCGGCGCCUUCCGCAAACAACGGCGUGCACGUGUCGUUUGCGGCGCACGGUCGCCGUUUUCGAUUGCGGCUGAAGCGCGACCUGGACGUGUUCAGCGAUAGACUGGAGGUGCACGGGGAACAGGGGCCGCUGGACGUCGAUACGUCCCACAUUUAUAGUGGACAUCUGAUCGGCGAGCCAGGAAGCAAGGUGUUCGGUUCCAUAAUAGAUGGGGUGUUCGAGGGGAAAAUCGUCUCCCCGAAAGGGUCGUAUUACGUGGAGAAGGCCCGCCACUAUUUUCCACACGCAAAACAUCCGAAUCGGACGUUUCAUUCAAUUAUUUACCACGAGGAUCACGUUCACGACCCCUAUGAAGACGUUAGAGAAGGUCAUGCAACUGGUUGUGGUAUAAACGACGACAUAAUGGAAUGGAUGGAUAAAAUCCAAAAUUCUGCUUCCCCAGACAGUGUUUCAACGACACCGCCAGAUGCUACAAAACAGAAACCGAAAAAGCAUAAAAAGGUCCCAUCAUCAAACUCAAACAAUAUAAUCAAAGACAAACAGAAUCAACAUUACAAUAAAGACAAACUACCAAAACCACCGCCAAACUAUGAAGACGGAUUUAAUAAAUAUUCGAAGGAAGCUAACCAGGCACAUUCGAGAAAUAAAAGAGCUACACGAAGAGAUGAAAACAAGAAUACCUGUUCGUUGUACAUACAAACAGAUCCUCUAAUUUGGAAGCAUAUCAGGGAGGGUUUUCCUGAGCACACUGACCCAAAGAAGGAAAACGAAGUGAACGAGAAAACUAGAGAAGAAAUAUUAUCGUUGAUUGCUCAUCAUGUCACUGCCGUUAAUUACAUUUAUCGUGAUACUAAAUUCGAUGGCAAAAGCGAACAUCGAAAUAUUAAAUUUGAAGUUCAAAGAAUCAAGAUCGACGAUGACUCGUCUUGCAAAUGCGCCCAUCACCACUGCGGCGAAAUGAACCAAUUUUGUUUAGAAAAUAUCGAUGUCAGUAACUUUUUAAACAUACAUUCCUUAGGAAACCACGAAGACUUUUGUUUAGCGUAUGUGUUUACGUAUAGAGACUUUACUGGAGGCACAUUGGGCUUGGCAUGGGUAGCUAGUGCAUCCGGUGCUUCAGGGGGUAUUUGUGAAAAAUUCAAGACUUACACUGAAACUGUAGGCGGGCUUUAUCAAUCUACGAAGAGAUCGUUAAAUACCGGCAUAAUAACUUUUGUAAAUUAUAAUAGCAGAGUUCCACCGAAGGUUUCCCAACUUACUCUCGCGCAUGAAAUCGGACAUAACUUUGGAUCACCGCAUGAUUAUCCUCCGGAGUGUCGACCAGGUGGUUUAAAUGGCAAUUUUAUAAUGUUUGCCUCAGCCACAAGCGGCGACCGACCGAAUAAUAGUAGAUUUUCAAGCUGUUCUAUCGGAAAUAUUAGCAACGUGUUGGAUGCCAUUGAAGACAGCAAAAAGCGAAAUUGCUUCACUGCCUCUGCUGGUGCGUUUUGUGGAAAUAAGAUUGUUGAGGCUGGAGAGGAGUGCGACUGUGGAUACGAUGAUAACGAGUGUCAGGAUAAGUGUUGUUAUCCCAGAGUUAUCGGUAUACAGGACAGACAAACAAAUACAAGUGCCAUUGGUUGUAGACGGAGGCGUGGAACAGAGUGCAGUCCCAGCCAAGGUCCUUGCUGUAGCAGUGAAACUUGCAAAUUUAUACCGCUAUAUGAGCAUGAAGUUUGCAAAAUCGAAUCAGACUGCUCAAUGUCGUCCAAAUGCAAUGGAAGAACCGCCGAAUGUCCAUCACCUCAGCCCAGACCCAAUAAAACGAGAUGUAACAAUGGAACUCAACUUUGCAUUGAUGGAGAAUGCACAGGUUCAAUAUGUCUGGAAUGGAAUCUACAGGCUUGCUCAAUUACUACCCAAGAUCAUCCGAACAUAGAUAAGCGAAAAUUGUGCGAGUUAGCUUGUCAAAACGGCACAGAUAUUUGUCGAAGUACCAGUGAAUUUGCACACAAAGUAGGACUGCCACCUGGUGGAAUAAGUCUGCGACCAGGUUCUCCCUGUGACAAUUUUCAGGGUUAUUGCGAUGUAUUCUUGAAAUGUAGAGCAGUGGACGCAGACGGACCCUUAGUCCGUUUAAUGAACCUUCUGUUGAAUCGGGAAACCCUUUUAACCGUUGCCCAGUGGAUAACGGAAUUUUGGUGGGCGGUAUUACUGAUGGGCGUGGCAUUUAUUAUCUUUAUGGGACUGUUUAUUAAAUGCUGCGCAGUACAUACACCUUCGUCCAAUCCGAAGAAGCCACCGGCAAGGCGCAUUAGUGAUACUUUUAGAGGACCGAUCAAUACUUUAAGAAGAAUGAGGUAUCAUCAUCAUGGUGCUGCUCAACAGAGAGCCGGACCUCAUGUGCCAGGAAGGAGUCGACCGGAGCGAUCAGGUCGUCCUUCAGCCAGUCAAGGAGGACCAAGAGCGGGUUAUGGUGAAGGGAGGGGGCAUUACCAUGCUGCUAAAGGUAAAGGAAGUAAAUAUUAUUCUCCAUUAGCAUCUGCGCCACCCCCUACAAAUCUACCGUAUGCAGGAGCCUAUGAAAUGAGAAACAAAGUCUGACAGAAGGAAGAGGGCGGGGCUAUUGAAAUAGCUCCACCCCCGCGGGUGUCUCCGCCUCCGGAUUAUCCAGGCACCCCCAUGUUGGCCAAUAUAACGUUGAAUUUCGAUCAGGCCGUACUGACGUCGCCUCAGCACCUCCA
Molecule: messenger RNA, 3198 nt
Organism: Sitophilus oryzae (rice weevil)
Lineage: Eukaryota; Metazoa; Arthropoda; Insecta; Coleoptera; Curculionidae
Gene: kuz
Product: disintegrin and metalloproteinase domain-containing protein 10
Exons: 15
Coding region: 326-3058 (910 amino acids)
Biological process (GO): Notch signaling pathway; membrane protein ectodomain proteolysis
Cellular component (GO): plasma membrane
Molecular function (GO): metalloendopeptidase activity
Source: RefSeq, a predicted model, not a curated record